UCUUUCUUUACUUUCAGCUUCAAUUUCAUCAAUUCCCCACUUUCUUGAUGCAUUCCAUCUUAUCUUCUUCUUCAAAAAAAUGUCUUCGAUCAAAGAGUUUGAACACCUUAGAAUUCCCCUUCAAGACAUAAAAUUGGCCACCAACGACUUUGGUGAUGAUAAUUACAUCAGUCGAGGCGGAUUCGGGAAGGUUUACAAAGGAGAGCUCGUUCACUCCAGAGGACAUGUCACGGUUGCUGUCAAACGCUUAGAUACGACACUUGGACAAGGGACCCCUGAGUUUUGGAAAGAGAUCAUGAUGCUUUCCCGUUACAGACACGACCACCUUGUCUCUCUCUUGGGCUAUUCGGAUGACGGUGGUGAGAAUAUCCUUGUAUACGAGUAUGUACCAAACAAAAGUCUCGACAUGUAUCUUAGUAGCACUACUCUCUCCUGGAUCCAACGUCUUAAAAUAUGUAUCGGGGCCGCUCGUGGUCUAGAGUAUCUUCACAAUCCUGGUAGUACCACCCAGAGGGUGUUACAUCGCGAUAUUAAGAGCUCCAACAUAUUGUUAGAUGAAAAUUGGAAUGCCAAGAUUUCAGAUUUUGGGCUUUCCAAAUUCGGACCUGCUAACCAAGAAUUCACAUUUCUUAUCUCUCAUGCUGCAGGUACUAUCGGGUAUUGUGAUCCACUUUAUAUGGAUACCGGAUUCUUGACAAAAGAAUCUGAUAUCUACUCUUUUGGGGUAGUAUUGUUUGAGGUCUUGUGUGGAAGGCUUUGCUAUGUGAAUUACAAUGAUAGUCGUCGGUUUUUGUCGAAGUUGGCGCAAAGGUGCUACGAAGAAAAUGAAAUACAUACAAUUGUCCAUACUUGUCUACAAGAGCAAAUAUCACCAGACUGUUUGGAUAAGUUCUCAACAAUCGCAUAUCGAUGUUUACUUAGAGAUCGCAAUGACCGUCCACCUAUAGCUGAGAUUAUAGAACAACUUGAAACUGCACUCCAAGAUCAAGAGACACAUGACUUUGAGAAGGAAAAGAAGUUGGAAUCUGAUGGAGAAGUUGAAGAAGACGGUGAUGUUGGCGAUAUGUCUGAGGAGGAGUUGAAAGCGUACGAUGGUAACGAUCCCGCGAAGCCGCUUCUUAUGGCGAUCAAAGGUCAUAUCUACGAUGUCUCAGAAAGCUGGAGAUUUUACGGACCAAAUGGCCCUUAUGGACCAUUUGCGGGAAAAGAUGCGAGUAGAGCUUUAGCAAAAAUGUCGUUUGCGGAUGAGGAUUUGAAUGGAGACCUCACUGGUCUUGGUCCUUUUGAGCUUGAGGCAUUACAAGAUUGGGAAGACAAGUUAAAAAGCAAGUAUGUUAAGGUUGGAUCGAUUAUAAAGUCAUAAUUGGUCUUUUAGUAAUGAAGAUAUGAAGGUACUUAAACUACAGGAAUUGUUGCACUUUAUUAAUAUCUUGAUUCUUAUUUGCAAUUACUUGAAGAUUUUCAUUCAUCAAAUGCAAUAUGUGAUUCUUUCUUGUGUGUUAAUUCGUAAUGGACGAAAAUGCUCUUGUAAGCUGGACAAAUGAAAUUACUAAAUGGUUUUUAGAGACU
Molecule: messenger RNA, 1569 nt
Organism: Cynara cardunculus var. scolymus (artichoke)
Lineage: Eukaryota; Viridiplantae; Streptophyta; Magnoliopsida; Asterales; Asteraceae
Product: putative receptor-like protein kinase At5g39000
Exons: 2
Coding region: 80-1363 (427 amino acids)
Biological process (GO): protein autophosphorylation
Cellular component (GO): plasmodesma; plasma membrane
Molecular function (GO): ATP binding; transmembrane receptor protein tyrosine kinase activity
Source: RefSeq, a predicted model, not a curated record